Messenger RNA from Chenopodium quinoa (quinoa), 774 nucleotides. RefSeq lists its product as uncharacterized. Lineage: Eukaryota; Viridiplantae; Streptophyta; Magnoliopsida; Caryophyllales; Amaranthaceae. The record is from RefSeq and is a predicted model, not a curated record. The coding region runs from base 1 to 684 and encodes 227 amino acids. The transcript has 4 exons.
AUGAGAUCUUUACAGAUCCCGAGAUCAGGUGCUUUCUCUGAUGUGAGAGAAAUUCAGGAGACAUAUGGGCCUAUUGAGGAGAUGAUCCCUCCGGCUCGCGAGGAUCAGCGUUUUGUUGAGCGAUUUAUCCCUUGUCACCAGACUCGGUUCUCGCGCGAGGUGGUUACGUUGAUGGCGAGGUGCAUAGACGCCUUUCGGAGCCAGCUAGUGCGGAUGAGGAACGUGGCUUCCUGUCGUCGCGAUCACACUGUUCGGGAGGGACACCCUAUUCCUUCCCGUACUUGGACGAGACCUGAGGUUCUGAGAGACUCGGCUAGGUCUAGCUCGAGGCAUCGCCGCACUACUUCUGGUGGUCGGGGUGGCCGAUCUGAUGUUUCUCGGACCGAGGCGGUGGAGGGCUCGGGCUCUUCAUCUGAGAGUGCACAGGUUGGGCCGAUGGGCCAGGAAGAAGCGACUUUAGCUCCAAGAGGUGGUGGGAUGUACGAAGUCGGCUCGUUGUCGCAUCAACCUCCGCAGCCUCAGCCUUUGCUGAUUCAUCACCAGGGCGACCUUGGGUGGACUGGUCCUGAGUUGAGUUUCCCUCCUCCUGUGGAGACUAGAGCUGGUGGGGAGCAUACUCCUCGAUCUGCGCAGUUCUUUGAUAUGAUGAACAUUCUUCAUCAUCUGGGUCCUCCAACGCCGUAGUUGUACCUAUGUUUAUUUAUUUUGACUUUUGUGGGACUUUGCCCGAAUAACUUGUUUGUUAUCUACAUUUGUUAGACAUAUUUUGUAUAU